AUGCUGCAAAACCUCGCAAAUUUUUUCUUCGGGGCUGAGAAGAAGGGCGAAGAUGCGAGCACCUUGACACUGCAGACUUACAAUGAAGAUGAAUGGAUCGUCGUCGAAAAGAACGAAUUGGAAACAAAAAACGAGCGGAGGUGCGGAUUAACUGGAGAAGAAUGUGGAUCCGCUGGAGAAUGCGACGAAGUAUCAGUCAAAGAAGCAAGUAGGAACGGAGUGAAAGCCAUGGAGACCAAGGAAAAUGUUCUAGCAGCUGACCGUUCGGACACUAAACAGCAAACUCCUGCGACCUUACAGUCUGAUGAUGGUCCCAAAACCUCCUCUCACCGGCAGCAGAACGCUGUCCGUGUACCCAGCAGACUGCUCUGUGACGUUGGAAAAGACGUGAAAAGCUUAAAAGUGAAGAACAUGAACGGAGAUGUCGGAGUGAACAAGAAGAAAAGUUUGAACAGAAUGAACAAGAACUCGAAAGUCUUCUCGAAACAAAACCCGGAACGAAAGUACAACAUCACCUUGAGGUACAGUUCUAAAAGUGAACGCACCUGUUGA
Messenger RNA from Helobdella robusta, 552 nucleotides. RefSeq lists its product as hypothetical. Bases 1 to 552 code for a protein of 183 amino acids. The record is from RefSeq and is a predicted model, not a curated record. The transcript is spliced from 2 exons. NCBI's taxonomy places the organism in Eukaryota, Metazoa, Annelida, Clitellata, Rhynchobdellida, Glossiphoniidae.